AUGGUUGCCUCCGAAAAAAAUGAAGACUGCAAGGGUUAUGUACCUGAGCAUCUCUCUAUUCCUCCAGCACUGAAAAAGACAAUACUAGAAACAGCCGGUCCACAAUCUAUUUACACUUGUUAUCUCGAAUUCCAUGCUGGUAUGGACCUUAACAAGAACGACACAUAUUGUACUGGUGAUUCAAGUAGCUAUGAAUGUAAACUCUCUUCUCGUGUGGAGGCAACAAAACGAACUUUUAAACUUGACUCGAUACUCUGGCAUAAUAGAAGUGAUUCAGCACCGGCGGCAGCCCGUCCUGUUGCAUAUGGAGCAGUAUUAGAGAAAAGGUAAUA
Molecule: messenger RNA, 332 nt
Organism: Strongylus vulgaris
Lineage: Eukaryota; Metazoa; Nematoda; Chromadorea; Rhabditida; Strongylidae
Source: the annotation of a GenBank genome assembly